UAUAAAUAUAGAGGACAUUGCAGUGGACGAUAUUAGUAUUUGCAAUCAAUUCAAAGUGUUAGCUACGUAGAGACGGAUUUGCAAAAGUUGAAUAUUUUUUUAACUCACAUUUUUAUUAAGUAAAUAAAGUGAUUUGCGUAUAUGAGGCAUUAUGUAUCUGCAAGAGCAACAACAAUUAGAUAAUUAUGAAAAACAAUCAAUUACUACGGCAAUGGAUAUGGUAGUUAAGAAAUCCUCGGCUACAAUCGAAGCCAACGACGAAGUGACUAUGAGAUCACUGUACAGUUAUCCUGGAAUAAGUCAAAGGUCGAUCGAUAGAAUUGUAAUCGAGAAAAUGAAGCAUUUAAAAGCUAUUUGUAAUCAACAAGAGGAUUAUUACGUUCAUAAAAUGCUUAUCGAGAAUCCUGUAGUUAUUGAAAGACGUGUCAUGCCAAUCACUCUCUCGGACUCCGCGUCAUCGAAUCCUAGUAAGUAUCGUGCCGAAGCUUGUCGCCGUUCACGUCACAAUAAUAAAGUGAAAAAAGUGAAAAUGCAACUGCGGCAUAAAUACAUGGCGGGUCAACUGAUGAAAAGUCAAGCUAUGCUUAAAAGCUUAAAAGCUAUUGUCGCUCAACUUGAAAGUGAACUUAUUACACGGGGCUUUAAUCCGUACCAGUUGGAAAACUUAAGAAGCGUUUUCCGCGUAAACGAUAUCACGACAUCGGAUGAGACACGAUCAGAUAUUGAUAUUUAAUUUUUUUUUUUUUUUGCAAUUAACUUU
Molecule: messenger RNA, 760 nt
Organism: Glossina fuscipes
Lineage: Eukaryota; Metazoa; Arthropoda; Insecta; Diptera; Glossinidae
Product: protein sisterless A
Exons: 1
Coding region: 152-733 (193 amino acids)
Source: RefSeq, a predicted model, not a curated record